CGGCCGCUGCAGGGCGCACUCCCGUCCUAACGCACCGCCGGGGCCAGGAGACGCGCACACCUCUCUCAUCUCUCCAUCCUCCGCAGUCUCCUUCUCAUCCCGCCCGCCGGCCCGACCGACCGAGAGAGUGACGGGAGGAUCUCCAAAACAAGCUGCUUCCCCAUCAAUCAUCCCGCUGAGCACAACAGCAUGUGAAUGGAGGCAGAAAGCAGCAGAGUUGCCACAGAGGACCAGGAGGAGCUCCCUGCCUCCGGAGCGUUCACUCACACGCCCCAAGUACACACCCGGAGCAAGAGCCACAUCCAGUUUCAGCCUCUGACACGCACCACCCAGUGGCAGGCUACUCUGGCUCACACGAGGAGUCACAGUCACACUCACUUCAUCACUGCCUCACACACACCGUACGGCUGCCGUCUCACACACAGCCUCUCAGCCAUGACCAAAGGAGAGAGGGGAGUGCAGAGCUCUGGGGGGAAGCUCCUCAAGCCCAGUGAGCCCUUGUUUCCCAAAGCUUCUCAGCAGACCGACCUGAGCCAGAAGUUAUCAUUAUGCAACAAACUGUGUUUUGCCAUUGGUGGGGCACCCAAGGAGGUGGCUUCCAGCGCCACAGCCUUCUUCCUGCAGAUCUACCUGCUUGAUGUUGCCCAGAUCAACGCCUUCCAGGCCUCCUUGGUGUUGUUCAUUGGUAAAGCCUGGGGCGCUGUGACCGACCCAGUUGUUGGUUUCUUCAUCACAAAGAGCAGAUGGACCAAGAUCGGCAGACUUAUGCCCUGGAUGGUGGGUUGCACUCCAUUCCUCGUGGUCUCGUACUUCUACCUCUGGUUCGUUCCUCCCUUCAUCAACGGCAGGUUCAUCUGGUACCUCGGCUUCUACUGCCUCUACCAAACCAUGAUCACGUGUUUCCAUGUGCCUUAUUCUGCUCUCACCAUGUUCCUGAGCACAGACCAGAAGGAAAGGGACUCAGCCACUGCCUAUCGAAUGACAAUGGAGGUGCUGGGGACUCUUUUGGGCGCUGCCAUCCAAGGCCAGAUUGUGGCCAGCGCUCACACUUUGAAGCACUGCCCCACAAAUAACAUGUCUGCCGGUUACCUUGGAAACAGCAGCGGGGCAGAGAUCGUCAAGAGCCUGGUGCGCUCCCAAGACUACCUGUCACAUGCAAAGGAGAUGUACAUGAUAGCUGCUGGAGUAAUAGGAGGAGUGUUCAUUAUCUGCACCCUCGUGAUGUUCCUGGGAGUCAAAGAGAGAGAUGAUCCGUACACCCCAAAGACGGAGAAGCAGAUCUCUUUCCUCCAGGCUUUCAUCCUGGUGAUGAGACACGGCCCGUACCUCAUCCUGACUGCUGCUUUCCUCUUCAUCACUGUUGCCAUUCAGCUGGUACAGAGCAACUUUGUCCUCUUCUGCACGUACGCUGUCGACCUGAGGGACCACUUCCAGAACAUUGUGCUGACCAUCCUUGUUUCUGCAGUGAUAAGCAUUCCCUUGUGGCAGUGGUUUCUGCAGAGGUUCGGGAAGAAGACCGCUGCUUUUUGUGGCAUUACAUGGAUAAUGCCGUUCACCGUGAUGCUGGUGUUCAUUCCAAAUCUGGCGGUGGCGUACGUUGUGGCGGUCUCCUCUGGACUCAGCGUGGCUGCAUCGCUGCUCCUGCCAUGGUCCAUGUUGCCAGAUGUGGUGGAUGACUUCAGACUGGCCAACCCCUUCUCAAAAGGCCAUGAAGCCAUCUUCUACUCGUUCUACGUCUUCUUCACCAAGUUUGCUGCUGGCAUCUCUUUGGGAGUGUCAACCCUCUGCCUGGAGUUUGCAGGUUAUGACACCGGGGCCUGCAAGCAGCCGGCUCCCGUCGUGUACACGCUGAAGCUGCUCAUCGGCGCCGCCCCUGUGGCCUUCAUCAUCACAGGCCUAAUGAUCCUCAUCCUGUAUCCCAUCAGUGAGGAUGUACGGCGCAGGAAUAGACUCUGCCUGGAGGAGCUACGGAAACAAAGCAUUGGCUCCAGAACAAUGGAAGAUUUGAGUAGCGUGUGAGCUGGAUCUUGAAUGAAGUGAAUUCACUAAGCCACGGAUUCCAGUAAUGCAUCUGGAAGGUUGCUCUUUAGUGUAUAUUACACUGAUUAAUAUUUAAAUUGUUUUAAUGUAAACAUUUUCUGUUUUCACCUGUACUGUAUAGUCAUCUUGGAUAUAUAAACAUAUAAAAAGAUUAAUUUAUAUAAAUGAAUGUAUAUCAUUAUUUGCUGUGGUUAACUCUACAAUGCUGUUAUUUAUUUAUAAUU
Cololabis saira (Pacific saury) is the source of this 2264-nucleotide messenger RNA. It is a transcript of the gene mfsd2b, whose product is annotated as MFSD2 lysolipid transporter B, sphingolipid. The record is from RefSeq and is a predicted model, not a curated record. Gene Ontology annotation, biological process: carbohydrate transport. Gene Ontology annotation, cellular component: membrane. The transcript is spliced from 15 exons. The coding region runs from base 196 to 2019 and encodes 607 amino acids. Gene Ontology annotation, molecular function: sphingolipid intramembrane carrier activity; symporter activity. NCBI's taxonomy places the organism in Eukaryota, Metazoa, Chordata, Actinopteri, Beloniformes, Belonidae.